Molecule: messenger RNA, 1784 nt
Organism: Peromyscus leucopus (white-footed mouse)
Lineage: Eukaryota; Metazoa; Chordata; Mammalia; Rodentia; Cricetidae
Gene: Ncr3
Product: natural cytotoxicity triggering receptor 3
Exons: 2
Coding region: 15-707 (230 amino acids)
Biological process (GO): natural killer cell activation; positive regulation of natural killer cell mediated cytotoxicity; immune response-activating cell surface receptor signaling pathway
Source: RefSeq, a predicted model, not a curated record
GCGGAUGGCGGCGGAUGGCGCCGCACUCGGCUCCUCCCGUCUCCCUCGCUCACUCCGCGGCUGGGCUCCGACUAACGGCCCAUCCGGGCAACCGCCGCCCCCGGGAGCACCCCCCACCUCCCGCCUCCCUCCGCGGCUGGGCACGCCCCCUAAUUUGCAUAGAGGGCGGGGCCCCUCCCUGUCAGACCCCUCCGCGCUUCAGGGCUGUCCCCGACUUUAAAAAUAAAGGCCGUGAGGCGGCUAUUUGCAUAAAGGGGAGGGGCUUACGGACGCCAGGACGCCGGUUGGCUAGGGAGGCGCCUUGGCGUCGGCGGUUGAGACGCGUAGCCCGGGCGGAACGCCGGGCCGUUGGGGCGCAGAAUUUACACGACGGAGGGUGGGAGAGAGGGGCGGCGCAUGCGUGGUGCGCCCGCGGAAGGGUGAGCGGCAGAGAGACGCGGGGAAACGGCGCUAGGCCCUCGACGCUUUCUGCCGAGGGGACGGGAAGAACUGCGACGAGCGGAAGGGAUGACGUAGUCGAGGGCGGAGUUUACAUGGACCCUGGAAGAGCCCCGGGUCCGGCGUCCAUUCGGGAGAGGCAUGCAUGCCACAGCAUGUGUAUGGAGGUCAAAGGACAACUUGCAGGAGUUGGAUCCAACCAGUUCCCCAGUUACAGCACUUCAUGGGAAGGUUCUUCCCACGCCAACCAGUUCCCCAGUUCCUGGUGAAAACUGAUCAAGCGUCCUACAGUGUAAUUCAUGGCUGACAUUGCCUGCCAGGCCUCCAUGUGGAGGGGCUCUAUCCAACAAGAUCGCUCCAGGUUAAGAUGCUGGCCUUGAGUCCAGGCCUCACGACUUAUGCACCACCAGCUAUAAAGCAAGGACACGACAAGCCCCUCUUCAACUCUGGUGAUUUGCCGGGCUGGCUCACAGGGCUAAGGUUAAGCACCUUGCCCACAUUUGCUGGUAUCAAACAGUGAUAGCCAGAUGGAACAGACGAGAGAGACAAGGUACUGGGGAGAUGGGUCUGGAGCUUCCAUGUCCUUGGGCACCACCUUCUCUGACAGCUCUCUGACUCCAUCUUUUGGGGUGUUAAGGACUGUCAUCAUUAGCUAUUGGCUAAGAACCAGUUGAGUUAAAAGUUCCAGCCCCUUCCCCAUCCCUGCCCUUGGAACUUUCCAAAAGUUAACCCUGUUGGCUUAAGCCAGUUGAAAGAGUCUCACUAUAAUGCACAGAAGAUGCCCUUUUAAACCUUUAUCACACAGGAAAUUGCAGGGCUUUUAGGAGCUUUGUCCAAGAAGUGAAGGGAGGUUCUUAUCUAAGGGUUAUAUGGGGAAGAGCAUGAGGAGCAGCAAACUCAGAGGCCUUGGGGAAAAGCAGUCUGCAUGGCUGGAGUCUACAUAGAGCAGCUUUGAGGUCAGGUGCAGAUGAAGUUGGACUAAAGCUUUGGAGGAGGUCAUGAAAGACUAAAGGGAUUUUUUAAAAGUCAGCUGGAGGUGCAGGACUAUUUCCCCAGCACUGGGGAGGCUGAGUCAGGGUGCAGAAGGUUGAGGCAAGCAGCCUUAAUGGAGUUCUAGGCCAGCCUGAGACUUGGUCUGCAAGCAUGGCUAGCUGAGUUAGCAUGCUUGCCACCAGGCAUGAAGGCGUGAGUGGGGAAACCUAGAGCCCACAUGGUAGAAAGAAGGAAGAACAGAAAGUUGACCUCUGACCCCUGCAGGCAUGCACUCACUCACAGACAGACACAGAAUAAAUAAAUUUAAGAAAAAAACAAAACCCCACAACAAAAUGUACCAGAAGAGACUUGUG